AGGCAGGGAGGGAAGGAGGACGAGGACGAGGCGAGCGAUGCGGCGCGGCCGCGCUGGCUGAGGCGAGAAUCCCAGUAGCUAGGCAGCCUCCCUCUUUUCUUUCCUUCCUUCCUUCCACCCCUUCGCUAUGUAGGAAGGGAGAGGCAUCAAUGGAAAGGCUGAAAUACGCGUAGAUGGACUUUCGGAUGCAUUUUUUCUUGAAAGAGGACGAUAAAUCCCGCUUGCCAGUGCACUGACUUUUGUUGGUGUUGCAUCGCUUGGUAAAAAUGGGGUUCACUCACUCCAGCUGAAUCCUUGGAGCAUUCCAGAGAGUUGCUGCAGUGAAGGACUUAUCUUUAUUUUUUGCAUCAGAGGAGCUGCAUUGAUGUUAACCAUUUUUUUGUAAAAUGGAGAACGAGAUCUUCACACCCCUUCUGGAGCAGUUCAUGUCGAGCCCUCUUGUCACCUGGGUGAAGACGUUCGGACCGCUGGCUGGAGGAAAUGGGACCAACCUGGAGGAAUAUGUGGCGCUGGUGGAUGGAGUGUAUCUGAACGAAGUCAUGCUGCAAAUCAAUCCAAAGUCUGCUAAUCAGAGGAUAAACAAAAAAGUAAACAAUGAUGCAUCAUUAAGGAUUCAAAAUUUGUCUAUUUUGGUGAAACAAAUCAAAACUUACUACCAGGAGACUUUGCAGCAGUUGAUCAUGAUGUCUUUGCCAAAUGUGCUAAUAAUUGGCAAAAAUCCUUUUUCUGAGCCAGGUACUGAAGAAGUAAAAAAGCUCCUCCUGCUUUUGCUCGGUUGUGCAGUUCAGUGUCAGAAAAAAGAAGAAUUUAUUGAAAGAAUCCAAAGUCUGGAUUUUGAUACCAGAGCAGCUGUUGCAGCCCAUAUUCAGGAGGUAACUCAUAAUCAGGAAAAUGUGUUUGACCUGCAGUGGAUGGAUGUCAUUGUGCUGACACAAGAGUAUGUUGAGCCUCUCCUCAAAAAUAUGGCAUUGCAUUUAAAAAGACUUAUAGAUGAAAGAGAUGAGCACUCAGAGACCAUCAUCGAGCUGUCGGAGGAGCGGGACUGUCUCCGUUUCCUGCCGCACGCCUCGGCCGCGCAGUCCCCGUGCGGCUCCCCCGGCAUGAAGCGCACCGAGAGCCGGCAGCACCUGAGCGUGGAGCUCGCCGACGCCAAGGCCAAGAUCAGGAGGCUCAGGCAGGAGCUUGAGGAAAAGACUGAGCAGCUGCUUGACUGUAAACAAGAACUGGAACAGAUGGAAGCUGAACUGAAGAGGCUUCAGCAAGAGAACAUGAACCUGCUGUCGGAUGCCCGCUCUGCCAGGGUGUACAGGGAUGAGCUGGACGCGCUGCGGGAGAAGGCGAUCCGCGUGGACAAGCUGGAGAGCGAAGUCAGCCGCUACAAAGAGAGGCUCCAUGACAUUGAGUUCUACAAAGCCAGGGUGGAGGAGUUAAAGGAAGACAAUCAAGUGCUGCUGGAAACCAAGACAAUGUUGGAAGAUCAGUUGGAGGGGACCCGAGCUCGUUCAGAUAAACUGCACGAGUUAGAAAAAGAGAAUCUACAGCUGAAAGCUAAAUUGCAUGACAUGGAGAUGGAGCGUGAUAUGGACAGAAAGAAGAUUGAGGAGCUCAUGGAGGAAAAUAUGACCCUAGAAAUGGCUCAGAAACAAAGUAUGGAUGAGUCUUUGCAUCUUGGCUGGGAGCUGGAGCAGAUAAACAGGACUACUGAACUUUCUGAAGUGCCACAGAAAUCACUGGGCCAUGAGGUGAAUGAGCUGACAUCCAGCAGGUUACUGAAGCUGGAAAUGGAAAACCAAAGUUUGCUGAAGACUGUGGAAGAGCUCCAAAGUGCAGUGGGCUCUGUGGAAGGCAGCAGUUCAAGGAUUCUGAAAAUGGAAAAAGAAAACCAAAGACUUAGCAAGAAGCUUGAAGAGCUGGAGAAUGAAAUUAGCCAAGAGAAACAAAGUCUUCAGAACAGUCAAAAUCAGAGUAAAGAUUUGCUGAAAGAAAAAGCACAGCUUGAAAAGACACUUGAAGCACUUCGAGAGAACUCCGAGCGGCAAAUUAAACUCUUAGAACAAGAAAAUGAACACUUGAAUCAAACUGUGGCUUCUCUAAGGCAGCGCUCACAAAUCAGUGCUGAGGCAAGAAUGAAAGAAAUCGAGAAGGAAAAUAAAAUCCUCCAUGAGUCUAUCAAAGAGACUAGCAGUAAGUUAAAUAAGAUUGAAUUUGAAAAAAAACAAGUCAGGAAAGAACUGGAACACUACAAAGAGAAAGGGGAGAGGGCAGAAGAAUUAGAGAACGAGCUGCAUCGUCUGGAGAAGGAAAAUGAGUUAUUACAGAAGAAAAUCACCAACCUAAAAAUCACUUGUGAGAAGAUCGAGGCCUUAGAACAAGAGAACUCUGACCUGGAGACGGAGAACAGAAAGCUGAAAAAAACCUUGGACAGCCUGAAAAACCUCACUUUUCAAUUAGAAUCGUUAGAAAAGGAGAAUUCCCAACUCGACGAAGAAAAUUUAGAGUUACGGAGGACAAUUGAAUCCUUGAAGUGUACAAGCAUUAAAGUGGCACAGUUACAGUUAGAAAAUAAGGAGCUGGAGAGUGAAAAGGAGCAGCUCAAAAAGAGCCUUGAACUGAUGAAAGCCUCUUUUAAGAAGACUGAACGCUUGGAAGUCAGUUACCAAGGCCUGGACACAGAAAACCAAAGGCUACAGAAAGCCCUGGAAAACAGCAAUAAGAAGAUUCAGCAAUUAGAGAGCGAAUUGCAAGAUUUAGAGACUGAAAAUCAGACCCUGCAAAAGAACUUGGAAGAGUUAAAAAUCUCCAGUAAGCGCCUGGAGCAGUUGGAAAAGGAGAAUAAGUUGUUAGAACAAGAGACUUCUCAACUGGAAAAGGAUAAGAAACAGCUGGAAAAGGAAAAUAAAAGGCUUCGACAGCAAGCAGAAAUUAAAGAUAGUACCUUAGAAGAAAACAAUGUCAAAAUCAGUAAUCUGGAAAGGGAAAAUAAAUCUCUGUUUAAAGAAAUAGUUGUGUAUAAAGAGUCGUGUCUGCGCCUGAAAGAACUGGAAAAGGAAAACAAGGAACUGGUGAAAAGAGCUACCAUUGAUAAGAAAACCCUGGUCACUUUGAGAGAGGACUUGGUGAAUGAGAAGUUGAAGACUCAACAGAUGAACAAUGAUCUGGAAAAACUGGCCCACGAGCUUGAGAAAAUUGGCUUGAACAAGGAGCGUCUCCUGCACGAUGAGCAGAGCAGUGAUGACAGUAGGUACAAGCUUUUGGAGUCCAAAUUAGAAUCCACACUCAAGAAGUCUCUGGAAAUAAAAGAAGAAAAAAUUGCUGCUUUGGAGGCUCGUUUGGAAGAAUCAACAAAUCUGAACCAGCAGCUGCGUCAGGAACUGAAGACAGUGAAGAAGAACUAUGAAGCUCUUAAGCAGAGACAAGAAGAGGAAAGGAUGGUUCAGAAUUCUCCUCCAAGAAGCGGAGAAGGAAAUCAGUCUGUCAAUAAGUGGGAGAAAGAAAAUCAGGAGACUACUAGAGAAUUACUGAAAGUUAAAGAUAGAUUAAUCGAGGUGGAGAGGAAUAACGCGACGCUGCAGGCGGAGAAGCAGGCGCUGAAAACGCAGCUCAAGCAGCUCGAGACACAGAACAACAACCUGCAGGCCCAGAUCCUGGCCCUGCAGAGACAGACUGUGUCCCUGCAGGAGCAAAACACAACUCUGCAAACUCAGAAUGCCAAGCUGCAGGUUGAGAAUUCCACGCUGAACUCCCAGAGCACGUCCCUGAUGAACCAGAACGCGCAGCUGCUGAUCCAGCAGUCGGCCCUGGAGAACGAGAACGAGGCGGUGCUGAAGGAGCGCGAGGACCUGAAGGGACUCUACGAGGCCCUGCUCAAGGACCACGAGCGCCUGGAGCAGCUGCACGAGCGCCAGGCCGCCGAGUACGAGUCGCUCAUCGCCAAGCACGGCAGCCUCAAGUCUGCUCACAAGAACCUGGAGGUGGAGCACAAGGACUUGGAGGAUAGGUACAAUCAGUUGCUGAAACAGAAAGUGCAGCUGGAAGAACUGGAGAAGGCUCUCAAGACAGAGCAGGACAAAAUGCUGCAGCAAAGUGAGAAGCACGAAACUGUGGCAGCAGAAUAUAAAAAGCUUCGGGAUGAAAAUGAAAGGCUCACUCACACCUACAGUCAGCUCCUGAGGGAGAAUGAAGUGCUGCAAACUGACCACAAGAAUCUGAAAACAUUAUUGAACAAUUCCAAACUGGAGCAAACACGGUUGGAAGCUGACUUUUCCAAACUCAAGGAACAGUACCAGCAACUGGAUAUUACAUCAACAAAGCUAAAUAAUCAGUGUGAGCUGCUCAGCCAACUUAAAGGAAACCUGGAGGAGGAAAACAGACACCUGCUGGAUCAAAUCCAGACAUUAAUGCUGCAGAACAGAACAUUACUGGAGCAGAACAUGGAAAGCAAGGAUCUCUUCCAUGUGGAGCAAAGGCAGUACAUUGACAAACUAAAUGAAUUGAGGCGGCAGAAGGAGAAACUGGAGGAGAAGAUAAUGGAUCAGUAUAAAUUUUAUGAGCCAUCUCCACCAAGAAGAAGGGGCAACUGGAUCACCCUGAAGAUGAGGAAGCUGAUCAAGUCCAAGAAGGACGGGAACCGCGAGCGCCUCAAGUCGGUGGCGCUGACGCCCACGCGCUCCGAGUCCAGCGAGGGAUUCCUGCAGCUGCCCCACCAGGACAGCCAGGACAGCUCCUCCGUGGGCUCCAACUCCCUGGAGGAUGGGCAGACCCUGGGCACCAAAAAGAGUAGCAUGGGUGCACUGAAAAGACUGCCCUUUUUGAGGAACAGACCGAAGGAAAAAGACAAAAUGAAGGCCUUCUACCGUCGCUCCAUGUCCAUGAAUGACCUGGUGCAGUCCAUGGUCCUGGCAGGAGGACAAUGGACAGGUAGUUCUGAGCAUCUGGAGGGUCCUGAUGAUAUAUCCACGGGUAAAAGGAGGAAGGAAUUGGGAGCUAUGGCCUUCUCUACUACAGCUAUCAACUUUGCCACUGUCAACUCCUCCACAGGCUUCAGAUCCAAGCAGUUGCUAAAUAAUAAAGAUACUACAUCCUUUGAAGAUGUAAGUCCACAAGGUAUUAGUGAUGAUUCUAGUACAGGAUCAAGAGUUCAUGGAGUACAGGACUUUAUCUGUGCAGAUGCUCUUGCUCCUCCUGUCCGUGGCAUUCCAGCCCUGUGCAGGGUUCCCUGUCAGAUCUGUUCUUCCAGACCAGCCAGCCUUGAUAGUGGCAGGACAUCCACUAGCAAUAGCAAUAACAAUGCUUCACUCCAUGAAGUCAAAGGUGCAGUGAACAGCCAGAGCAGGCCCCAGAGCCACAGCAGCGGGGAGUUCAGCCUGCUGCACGAGCACGAGGCCUGGUCCAGCAGCAGCAGCAGCCCCAUCCAGUACCUGAAGGGGCACACCAGGUCCAGCCCGGUGCUCCAGCACAGGACGCCCGAGACGCCCGAGAGCCGUGGCAAACAGACCAAAACGGGCUCCCCUGGCAGUGAAGUUGUCACCCUGCAGCAGUUCCUGGAAGAAAGCAACAAGAGUAACUCCAGCGAGAUGAAAUCUGCAAGUGAAGAGAACCUUUUAGAUGAAGUGAUGAGGAGCUUGUCUGAGUCUGCGGAGCUGGCAGGGAGGGAGAAGCUCCGAAAGCAGCCUGCAGCUGGCUGUGGGAUCGUGAGAUCCCUGAGCGUCAGAAACACAGUGGAUUUCUCGGAUGGACGAUCCCUCAAACCAGAGCAGCUGGCGAGGCCCAGCCUCCGGAAGGCUGAAGAUCUCUACUUCAGCAGCUCUCCAAUCAAAUUCACCCCCGGCGCCCCGGGGAAGGCCCGGUCCGUGAAGGAAAAGAUCCAAGCAACUGUGACCCAGCGACAAUCCAGGGACUGCAACCCCUACGCCACCUUACCUCGUGCCAGCAGCGUCAUUUCCACGGCAGAAGGAACCACCCGAAGGACGAGCAUCCAUGAUUUUUUGUCUAAGGACAGUAGGCCGCCCGUGUCCGUGGAUGCAGCCCCGGCCGACAGGAGCGCUCCGCCCAGCUCCAGUGAGUACCCGGCGCUGCGGGUGUCCUCUCCUUGUGUUCACUGUGUGCCUGCCAGGGGGGAGCGCGGCCCGCAGGGCGAGGCAGCUCCCUCGCUCGCACCGCGUCACGUAGGAGGUAACCCUGAGCUUCCCAAGCCUUCCAGGAUGGAAAGGCCAGGUUGUCGUGAGAGGACUUUGCCGAGCGCGGGUGUGUUCUGGGAUAAAGCCAGCGGGUCUGGGAGUGGUAGUGCAGGGUCCUUCGCUGCGCCCCAGCCCUUCUUAUCCCUCAACACCGAGUUAGUCAGCAAUAUCAGUGGAUUGCCCCCGAGAUCCACCUCCAAAGCGGCCGACCAGGCAAACGUGUCGGCGUUUAGGUCAGUGCUGAGGAGCCAGGAACAGCCUUGUGCUGCUCCAAAGGCUCAGGGUGACCCACGGGCGGCUCUGGCCAGGGACCCUGUCCCUGCCUCCGGCCCCGGCGAGGCCCAGUCCCCGCUGCUGGUCUCGGAAGAUAACCAGACCCUGUGGUAUGAGUAUGGCUGUGUAUGAAAGAAAGUUGUGUUAUUAAAUAUUUAUGUCUAACAUGCCAUAAAGGUGUUCUCCAUGUCCACUGGAUGACAGAGAAAACUUCCCUCCAGUGAAGGAAUCAUUCCUGGUUUAUCCGCGGGGCGGUUGUUCCCUGCGGACGGUGGCUGUGGACUGUGGCAUGUUUGAAUGUGGAAUUGUAACCCCACCAAAGUCUGCAUGAAACAUUAAUUGCACUGUGUAUAUUUUGCAUGCUUUUAUAAUACAAGCUCUAUUUUUAUUUGUCACGCAUUGCAAAUAUUUUGGUGUUUUCCUGUUGGUUACUGCUGCAUGUUAAACCAAGCGCAUGCCCGGAACGGCGCAGGGAACAGCAUUCCUGGGACAAGGACAGCACUGGCACUGGAGCUCGAGCUCUCAGGGCUAUCAAUAACACACUGAAUAUCUACCUGGGGGAAAAAAAAAUCUUCUUUCAAAAAUUAAUUACUAAUGGGGAGAAGCAAUUGGAGAGAUCUCAGUGUCUUCUUGCCCUUUUCAUUUAUGCCGUGUCAUGGCAUAAAUGCACGAGGAACAAGUGCCCAGUAAUCCAAAUAAUUCAGUGCCUCUAGUUCACACAGUAAAUAUUAAUUACUGUCCAUACUGAGUAAUAAACACAUAGACCAUGCAUAACCCUGAACAGAAAUGAUAAUUCUUACAAAGAGGUGUUAAGUAGUUGCAUGAUACACAGCACUUGUCAUGAAAAAAUGACCUUUUCCACCUUUUCCCUUUGGUCUGCUUUGUCUUUCCAGUCAUGGGUACAACUGUGGUGAUGUGUUUGGUUUUAUCAGGGGUCAGAUAACAGGCUCCUUGUGAUGCAUGGGAAUAAAAAACUGUCUUGAGUAUGGUGGAAAUUCAUUUUUUCUUGUCAAUGGAAAUACCACUGAUGUAAUAGAAAACAAAUGGUGUAACAAAAUAACAGAAAAUGUUAAAUUAAUGCAGUUGAAUAAAAGAAAAAAUAACAAAGUUGCUUGCAAGGUUGUGGGAGGAUAUGAAUGCUUCAGCACAUAACUCUUUAAUUUCCAGCUGAGCAGCUACAGAGAAAUGUUGAAAAGUAAUUUGUUAAUGUGUCACUGUCUCUGCAGGUGCUUGAAACUUCUCAAUGGUAGAUUUAGACAGAGUUUAAAAUUGUAUCAGAUUUAAGCUAUAAUCACACUAGGCUCUCAACUUGAGCACUUCUUUGCAAGAGGACAUUAGUUAUGCCAGUUGUGGGACCUAAAAUACAUUAUAAAAAUUUUGAAUGACAGUAUAGCUAGAGGAAAAAUAAUUAAAAUUGAAAAUAUAGAUUGAAAACAACAAGUGUCACAUUCUGUUUUGUACAGAUGCAUUUAUUCUGCCAGCAGUUUUGUGGCAGUCACAGAACCACUGUGUGGGCUGAACUUUUAAUUCCUUAGUGCUUAAUUAGGGAGGGGCAGUGAAUCCACAGCUCCCCAAGGAAGAGCAGCAGCUAUCCCAUGUGGGAGUCUGGAAGGGCUCUGUUUUAUAUGGGAUGGGAAGCACUGCAGGUCAGGAGCAAGGGGAGGAUAUUGAAUGUGUGUGGAGAAUAAAGUGACUGUUUGAGGAUGUGACACAAUCCUUCCCCAGUCCUUCCCCACUCACUGUUUCCAGGCUGAUAAAUCUCUCACUUCUCCCAGUACUGGGCAGUCAGUUAUUGCUGUGUUCCCUCUGGAACUAUCUCAGCAGCAAAAGAAUGAGAAAUCUGAGCUAUAUAAUCUCAAUUUCACACAUGUUUACUCUCACAGAGCAAGACCGGUGUUCUGGUCUUGGGUUAUGCCAUUUGGCUUCACUCCAGUUUGUCUGUAGUUGUGUUGGGAUUAGGGUGAAGAGCACCAGUAUCCCAAGUGAUGUGUGCACAAGGCAUUUUGCAAAUUGUUUAAAGAAUUACAGUCCCAGCUCUGAGAGCCCUUAAUACAAACUGAUCCUGUGCUGCCAGGGUCUGGCUUUUCUUCCCUGUGCCCUGCAGAGAUGCUGGUCAGAUCAAGGUGCAUAGCUGCUUUAGGUCAGCUCUGGCUGCAGAAGCCUUGGGUGUGGUGUUGCCUCCUCCUCUUGGGUUCUUAGAUAGUGGCACCUACAGAAACUUCCAGUAUUGUCCUCAGCUUUCUUCUUAAUCCCCAAGGGCUUUGGAAUUGCCAAGCAUGAGUGUCCUGGAGUACUAGUGUCUCCAGUCUGCUGGAGCUGGACACUAACCAUGUCCAGCUCAAGCCACUCUGCUCUGAUUUAUAAACUUGCAAGGAAUUGCAUUUCAGUUCUGAGGAUAAGAACUUGUUUUGUUCCACUGAGUUCAGCAGCAGCAGAAUGUUCUGCAAGAGAGCGUUUAAUGGCUCUGAAUAAUGUCUUAGCUACAUUUGUUAGUUACAUAUGAAAAAAAGAAAAUGUUGUCGUGGACAGAAGGAUCUUUUUUUCUUCACUUCUUUAACAAGAAGUUCGUGGAUGUCUAUCUGUGUUCAAAUAGUGGAAGUCUCCAUGGAAUUCUUUCCAUUCCC
Messenger RNA from Onychostruthus taczanowskii (white-rumped snowfinch), 9073 nucleotides. RefSeq names its product coiled-coil domain containing 88A (gene CCDC88A). Gene Ontology annotation, molecular function: dynein light intermediate chain binding; microtubule binding. Gene Ontology annotation, biological process: cytoskeleton-dependent intracellular transport; cytoplasmic microtubule organization. Lineage: Eukaryota; Metazoa; Chordata; Aves; Passeriformes; Passeridae. The record is from RefSeq and is a predicted model, not a curated record. Bases 387 to 6581 code for a protein of 2064 amino acids. The transcript is spliced from 33 exons. Gene Ontology annotation, cellular component: centrosome; cytoplasm.